UAUAUAAGUGUAUAAUCUAUGCUACAGACUACGUAGCACAUAAAAUAGAUAACAGGCUUUUAUCAUUCUAUUUUUCUAUUUCUAAAAAAAUACUUCAUUUUGCUCCUUUUGUAAACAAUGCAAUAAAAUUAACGAAGGCAUAAAAAUUUUAAAUUGUCUAGGUGCCUAGAUAAAUCCAUCCAUAGUCAAAGCGUAGUAUAUUACUUAUCUGUGUCAGUCUUAAUAUGUGAUGCCGGAAUUAUAAUUAUCUAUGAUGGUGCCAGUCAACCAGCCAAUAGAGAAUCAGAAGCGCACACGUCUAAUAAACUGUCAACACUCAAAAGAAACAGUUGAAAUUGAAAUCGUGUGUUAUUAAUUUUUGUAUUGUUUAUUUAGUGAAUAUUUUUUAAUGGAUAUAAGGCAUCUGAGGCUUGUUUAUUGCAUGUGUUUUAAUGCUUGUGACUUUUUAUACGUAAUUGUGUGAAGAUUAUUUUAUAUAACUAUGGAGGUCGACGGUGAGGGAUGGAAUAUAAAUCCAGCUGAAAGCUCAAAAUUUGGACAUUUGAAAGCGUUUGUGACCGCAGCCCGCGAAUUUGAAACUACACACAGCGAAUCUGCGAUUAAUUUGAUGACGAGAUAUCUAGGGUUAAUAGCAUCAUCUUGUGACCUAUCUAUAUUCUCACCGGGCCGUUCAGAAGUGUGUGCAUUCUUCAGUUCAUUAUGGAGGGUGAUGUGCGAUGGUCGGGGACCACACUGGGCUGGAGUAGCAGUGCUAGCGAGGGCUUGUAUAGAGCCAAGUGCAAGGCAUGCCCUUACACAUACUUAUAAAUUUAUGCCAAUCCUGUCCCGUCUUUUGACAGACACAAUAUCAAAUGAUAAGAAAAUAAAGCUACUGUCUGUGAUGCAGGACAUCUCAUAUGGAAUCAAGAUAAGCUGGCAGGAAUCAUAUCUUGCAGAGUUAAUGAAGACCUUAACCAAUUGGAUAGUACAACCAAUGGUGGAACCUCAGCACCGAACGAUCAGUCACAAGUCCCUCACUGUGUUGGUUAAUGUGUGUUAUGGGAACUUGCCAGCGAUAUAUUCAUUGAUGAGAACAGUGGAUACUAAGGAGUUUGUUGUUCAUUUGAUUAGUUUAAAGGACGGUGGUUACGGCGGUGUGGAAGUGUGUCGGUUGCUGCUGUGCCUGUCCAGCGCGACCCGCGGCGCCGCGACGCAGCCUGCGCACGUGCAUAGCUAUCUGUGUUGCACCAUGCGCACUUUCACUAAGGCCAUAGUAGAACGAGACGAAACUCAACUCCUGCAUGCUUAUACAUUUAUAAAUGAUCUGUGUUCUGAUGACAGUCUGCGGAAUUAUGUACUCACAUAUCCUCACUUUGGUAACUCACUGAGUGACGCUUUGAAGGAUGCAGACAUAUUAUGUAGACCCACACCAGAUGAAUCCGGCGAGCCGGAAACAGCUGCCGGCUGUUUGCGAAAUGUACUCAAGUUUUUAACCGUUCUAGUCAAUUUGGAUCUAUACACACUGCGGUGCCACCACAAUCAGCUGGUCUGUCUGUGCAUGAAGGCCAGUCGGGUCUGCCUGCCGGAGGCUUUGGAGUUAUUUGCGGCCAUAGUCACACAAUAUAGAGAGGAAGGUCGGUUACCGCAAGAGUUAAUAUCCGCGUUGAACGAUGGGUUGCCAGCGUUGCUCGUGCCGCCGGCUCUGGAGCCCGGCAAAGCUGGAUUGCAAUGGCUGCAAGUGGUGGGCGCUUUGUGUGAAACAAGCGAGACCCAAGAGAGAGUCCUGCAAGAGGUCACUCCGGACUCGCUGGAAGACACUCUAUAUGGAGUGUUGCAGUACACUUCACAGAACGGUCCGGUAGGCGUGGAAGUGUCCCAGCAAGCGGUGGUGGUGGCUUGCCGCGCGACUCUGUCCCUCGCGCCGCUCGACGGCCAGUGGGAGGCCGCGCUCAAUAGGAUGCUGGCUCAUCAUCAGGUUCGGAAAUUGCUGUGUACCGGUCUCACGAGCAACAACGCGGCACGAAGAAAACAAAUAUUGCAAUUAGUCAAACACCAUUAUUUUCCAUCCGAUCAGAUGAAUCAGGUGUUCAGCGAGCACGUGUCCGCCCCGGAGCCACAAGUAGCGGACAUAUCUCAGGCCGACACGGAAGGUCUGUCCUUAUCGCCCGCACAGCGAACGGCAGUUGAUGAGUUAGUGGCUAAAUUGACUGCCAAAUUGGACGAAGGGAAGAUAUCGGACAUAGCAACAUCAAGUGUAAUGGAAUUGUAUGGAUAUAAGAUUACAUGCUUGGAACAAAGGCUGCAUUCACAUUCGGUCGCGUUGCAGGGUGCAACCGAACACAUGGCGUCGCUACAGCACGCGCUGGCGCUGCUGCAGGCGACCAACUCGUCGCAGCAGGACGUGUUGUACACAACGCAGAUGCUGACGGAGAAACAUAAAAAGACGAUAGAGGAUCUUCAUAAACAAUUGGAAGACGCAGAAACAACAUUGCGUGGUUACAGAGCGAAAUUGGCAGCUGAAAAACUGGAAAAGGAAAAUCAAAAGGAGAAUUUGCAAAAGGAGUUCAGACAACAGUUGGCGACGUUCGAAAGUGAAAUGAAAGUUCGUGAAAGAGAAGCCGAGGAGAGAUUCAAGCAAGCGGAGUCGGAACAUAAGGCGCUACAAAAGAAAUUAGAACAACAGAUGAACAAGAACAGCGAGCUGGCGGGCGUGCUGGUGAAGUUCGAGGAGCGGGUGAAGCAGCGGGACAAGAAGCUGGACGAGAGCGCGCAGGCCGCCGCCGCGCUGCGCAGGGAUCUGGACCAGAGGGACGCUAUGAUAAAGCAGCUGGAGAAGACGGUGGUGGAGCGCGAGAACCGGCUGUACCAGGUGACCACGCAACUCGAGGAGAUGAAGCGAGUGCAGGAGAUGGUCGCCAAGCUGAUGAGCAAGAGCACCGCUAAUGCUUCCAAUUAGAUAAAUCAAUUACACCCACAAUGGGAAGAGAUCUCUGCAUAAUCAAUAAAUACAUAUAUUUUUACAACAUAAUGUAUUUGUUCAAGUCAAUAUUUUGAUAAUUUUCAUAUUGUUAUAUGAUGUCAAAUUAUG
This is a messenger RNA of Zerene cesonia (dogface butterfly), 3067 nucleotides long. RefSeq names its product protein CIP2A homolog. The transcript has 20 exons. The record is from RefSeq and is a predicted model, not a curated record. The coding region runs from base 482 to 2935 and encodes 817 amino acids. Lineage: Eukaryota; Metazoa; Arthropoda; Insecta; Lepidoptera; Pieridae.